This is a messenger RNA of Achroia grisella, 687 nucleotides long. RefSeq lists its product as uncharacterized. The transcript has a single exon. The record is from RefSeq and is a predicted model, not a curated record. Gene Ontology annotation, molecular function: nucleic acid binding. NCBI's taxonomy places the organism in Eukaryota, Metazoa, Arthropoda, Insecta, Lepidoptera, Pyralidae. Bases 1 to 687 code for a protein of 228 amino acids.
AUGCCAUCAUAUCUCACAUUACAUGAACUUACUGCAGCAAAAUUACUUAUAAUUAAAAACGUGCAACAAAUGGAAUUUAGAUCGGAAAUUGAAUGUUUACGCAAUAAGCAAAGACUAAGUACAAAAAGUAAAAUAUUAAAUUUAAAUCCAUUCAUUGACUCAUCUGGUGUCUUACGCAUUGGAGGCAGACUUGAAAACUCAACAUUGAACAUGGAGAUGAAGCAUCCAAAGAUCAUACCACGUGAUAGUCGUCUGGCUGAGCUUUUAGUGGACGAAGCUCACAAACUUACCUUUCAUGGAGGUCCUCGCCUUACUCUGGCCAAUCUGAGGCAGCAGUAUUGGAUACCUGGAGGGAACAACGCUGUGAAAAAACGUCUGAGAAACUGCGUGAUUUGUCGCAAAAACAACCCACAGCAACAUCAACAGAUAAUGGGUGAUUUACCCACUGCACGUACGGAGCCAGCCCCGCCCUUUUACCACACCGGAGUGGACUACACCGGUUUCGUUGAAAUCAAGAGCAACAAAACAAGGAACGCAAGGUCGAUGAAAGGUUACAUUGCACUUUUUAUUUGUAUGGUCACAAAGGCCAUACACCUGGAACUUGUAACAGAUCUAACAAGUACAGCUUUUUUGGCGGCCCUAAGAAGAAUGACGGCCCGACGCGGGAGCCCCACGCUAUAUGUAUAG